AUGAUGGGAAACUGCUGGCUCAGGGUAGCAACCAUGCAGCUCGAGGAGAGAAUAAACUCUGUCCCAGACCGCUUAUUCAAGAUUAUUUUUGUGGGCAAUUCGAGUGUUGGAAAAACAUCAUUCUUAAGGCGAUUUUGUGAAGAUCGUUUUUUCCCAGGCACAGCUGCUACCGUAGGUGUGGAUUACAAUGUAAAAACCAUCACAGUAGAUAAUACUCAGGUAGCCCUGCAACUCUGGGACACUGCUGGCCAGGAACGGUACCGAAGUAUUACCAAGCAGUUUUUCAGAAAAGCUGAUGGUGUCAUUGUGAUGUAUGAUAUAACAGCAAAAGACACAUUCACAGCUGUUAAGCAGUGGCUGAUAAGCAUCGAGGAGACAACUGGGGAGAACAUACCUGUGCUUUUGUUGGGUAAUAAAACUGAUAACGAAAAGGAACGUGAGGUCCCUAUGGGAAUGGGAGAGCAUCUUGCUAAG
Antrostomus carolinensis (chuck-will's-widow) is the source of this 474-nucleotide messenger RNA. RefSeq names its product ras-related protein Rab-3B. Gene Ontology annotation, molecular function: GTPase activity; GTP binding. The annotation marks the transcript as partial. The transcript has 5 exons. The record is from RefSeq and is a predicted model, not a curated record. NCBI's taxonomy places the organism in Eukaryota, Metazoa, Chordata, Aves, Caprimulgiformes, Caprimulgidae.